Messenger RNA from Xyrichtys novacula (pearly razorfish), 339 nucleotides. The record is from the annotation of a GenBank genome assembly. NCBI's taxonomy places the organism in Eukaryota, Metazoa, Chordata, Actinopteri, Labriformes, Labridae.
AUGGCCAGCCUUCGAAAAACCCACCCCCUAUUAAAAAUUGCCAAUGACGCCUUAGUUGACUUGCCCGCUCCCUCCAACAUCUCCGUGUGGUGGAAUUUUGGCUCUCUCCUAGGCCUUUGCUUGGCCUCCCAAAUUCUCACGGGCCUCUUCCUAGCCAUACACUACACGUCGGACAUUGCUACCGCCUUUUCCUCCGUAGCCCACAUCUGCCGGGACGUCAACUACGGUUGGCUAAUCCGGAAUAUGCACGCUAACGGGGCAUCUUUCUUCUUCAUCUGUAUCUACAUGCACAUCGCGCGAGGACUUUACUACGGAUCCUAUCUUUACAAAGAAACCUGA